AACGUGUCUGAAAGUAGAAAAAUGAAUCUCAAUAAAAGUCUUGAAAGGUGUUGGUGAACGUGUAUACUUCGUUCAUUUUGUUAAGCUUCGAGUUAGCCUCGAAGGAGCUCUCUACAGGACAACACGACAAUCAUAACUAUAACUAGUGAAAGGAUAACACAGAAACAAGUAAAAGGGAAAGAGUGUGGAAGAGAGAGAGAGAGAGAGAGAGAGAGAAGAAUCUCAAGAGUUUCUUUUACUCGCAGUAUGAGAAUACCUGUACGCUCGCUUCUACUCUAAAAAGAGUACGAUAGUAGUAGCCAGUAGUUGUCAGUCACCAGGCGAGAAUAUCACGACAAUAUACUAACGAUUCUAACGAAACGUGACAAUCACGACGAUAUAUAAUAAACGGCGUAUGUACGCCGUUGUUAUUCGAUAGAACGAAAUUAGACAAUCGUACGAGACCCCUUCUCGUAAAAGACUCAACUCGUCAUGUACCAAUUCUUGCAUCCUCGUAAUCGCCCUUUACAGACCCUUAUUCUUGGCUUGAUAGUUCUGACUUUUUAUGCUUACUAUCGUACCACCUUCUAUGAUAUUCAUCAGUUUGGUGCAUCAGCUCGAAAUUUCAGUCACACCGUUUAUCAGGAACCACUUCGAAAUCAAUCGAAUCAUAGCAUAGAUAUCCAAUCUGUGCCCAAAAAUAUGACAUAUGAAACUUUGUCUUUGAAUUCUUAUUCUCAACAUAAUGUAAGCAAUACUGCAACAAUUAUCACUACACUUUCUACGUCGUCUAGUUCUCAAGCUUUGUCUUCCGUAAGCACGUCGCUCAAUCUGAAACAAAGCAGUGAAGUACCUUUAUUGGAAACAGAAAUAGUUGUUAAUACACGGAAAAGUGUUUCUGUAAUUUCUAAUGAUUAUGCACGUGCCAUAUAUGAAGCUGGACAUACAGUACCUAUACCAGAAAAAUGUCCAGAUUUUGGUAAAGAAAUGGACUUGGUUAUUAUUAUAAUGUCCGCACCUACACAUGUGGAAGCAAGGACAGCAAUUAGACAAACCUGGGGACACUUUGGACAAAGAAGAGAUAUUAGUAUACUCUUUAUGCUAGGUGCUACUUUAGAUUCUAAAGUUGAAAAAGUACUUGAACGAGAACAAAGAAUAUAUGGUGAUAUAAUACGUGGAAAGUUUCUAGAUUCUUAUUCAAAUCUCACUCUUAAAACAAUCUCCAUUUUGGAGUGGGUAGAUAGUUAUUGUUCCAAGGUGAAAUUUAUUCUAAAGACAGAUGAUGAUAUGUUUAUUAAUGUUCCACGUUUGUUAGCAUUUAUAAACAAGCAUGCAAAAGACAGAAGUGUAAUAUUUGGCAGAUUGGCCAGAAAAUGGAAACCAAUUAGAAAUAAGAAGAGCAAAUACUAUGUAUCACAAAUGCAAUUUAAACAGCCCGUAUUUCCAGACUUUACCACAGGUCCAGCUUAUCUAUUAUCUAGUGACAUAGUGCGUAAAUUGUAUGACGCUGCCUUGGACCAAACAUACCUUAAACUUGAAGAUGUUUUCAUGACUGGAAUUGUUGCACAUAAACUAGGAAUUAAACGAGUGCAAGCUAAUGAGUUCCUCAACAAACGGAUACCUUACAAUCUCUGUAAUAUACAACACGGAAUAAGUAUACACAUGGUUAAAUACAGUGAACAAUUCGAUCUCUGGAAGAAAUUACUCGAUGGUAAAAGUAAAUGUAAGUGAUAAGAAUAGAUAGAAGUUGCACACAUAAUAUUUGAAAAUUGAGUGACAGAUACUUUGUCACAAAAUUUAACUUGAUUCAUUCUAUUUCAUAUAUUAAUUACCACUUUUUGGUGGUCUGCGAUACGUGUAUAUUUUAUUCUAUUUUAUGGCCUCAAUGAAAAAAUACUCUAUAUAGUACAGUCCAUAGGUAAUUUAAAUUAUUAUAAGUAUAUAAAUAAGAUUUUAUAUUUUAAGAACAGGAGUCUAUGUUUUUACACAUAGUUAGUAUUUAUUGUGAGAUAAUAUGACAGCAAUAUAUAGAUUUUUAUUGUCAUACAAUUCGUCUUCUUCUUUACUAUUGAUAUUUUAUUAUUUAGUUUAAAACUUUCUAAUGUCUAUGAUGCAACAAAAAAGAAGAAGAAGUGACUUUCACAUUUAAGUACAUUACGUAUUUGAUAUCGCACAAUUCUUUCCAUAUUUGCUUUAAUAUUAAAAAAGAAUAUUAAUCAAUCAUACUUCAAAAUAUUUUAAUGCCAUUUUUUAUACCAGUGAUGCUCAAUUUGUCUAACAAUAAGUAGAAUAUUCCAAACUACAGGAAAUCAGAAAUAUCGUUAUUUGAGCAUCACUGCCAUAGGCAAUAAUUUUCCUAUAUACAUAUAUACGUUACUCGUAAAUAUAUAUUACAAUGAGGAGUUCGUAUUAUACUAGGACUGGUCGUAUAUAAACUUCUUAUUUAAUAAUUCACAUAAUCGUUAAAAAACAUUAUAUAUAUAUAUAUAUAAUGUGUGUGUAUAUGUGUGUGUGUAUAUCUAUAAUAUGCAUUUUUUUUUUCUCUGAAUUAUUAUCUAGUCAUUGCCUAGAUAAUAUCUUUACAUGCAUGUAAAAGAAAACUUCCACAUGUCGCUUUUUUUAAAACAAUUUUCAAUUAGUAUCUACCCGUUCAUGUAUACAUAGACAUUUAACUGUGUUAUUUUUUCCAAGUGCCAUAUAUAAAAGAUAAAAUAAAAUUGUAUCAUCGUAUAGAAAAAUAAUUUUCUUAAAUGUUGAAAGAAGAAUUUUUCAAAUUCUUUGAUUAUGAAUUUAAAAUGACUGUUUUUCUUCUCGUUUCUUCCGUCUCUCUGUGUCUUUUUUUAUUAUCAUUAGAAAUAUAUUAAAUCGUAAAUAACAUCAUAAUAAUGAUUACGAGGUAAUAAACUUAUAAAGUUUGGGCCAAGGUUUCGUUGUUCAAUGCAAAUGAGAAUCGUUUGAGAGAUCCGAUAGUGUCCUUGACACGAUUUUCAUUCGCUUCGAAUCGAGAUUUUAUGAUGGCGUAAUUAUUAUCAAUUAGGUGCACACGUUAUUUCACUCUCGACAUUGCAUUUAUCGCUAAUGUGCGUAACAAAAGGGUAUAAACGAUCCUAAAUGAUCGUUUCUAUAAACGACCAUAGAAACUUCCAGAAAAAAAAGGAAAAAGAAAACAGGAAAAAAAAAUAAAAAAAAUAAAUAAAGACAAAAAUAAAAAUCCUUCGAAUACAAUCACGAUGUACGCAGGUAUUUGCGUAAUACGAAGUUUUGAAACGAAACAAAACUAAAAAAAAAGAAAAAAAAUCGAUGUUUUUUACUCAUAUCUAAUAUCUAAGCUGAACUCUUACAUAAUCGUAAAUGAUAUUUUGUAAAAAAAACUUCGAACCUAUUUUACAAGAGAAUCCUUAAUAAAAAUAAGAUCGUAAAGUGUGUAAAAAUAAGAAGCACCUAAAUUUCGAAUAAAAGAAAGAUAAAAGAACAAAAAAAA
Messenger RNA from Vespa mandarinia (Asian giant hornet), 3460 nucleotides. Its product is annotated as beta-1,3-galactosyltransferase 5. Gene Ontology annotation, molecular function: hexosyltransferase activity. The record is from RefSeq and is a predicted model, not a curated record. Gene Ontology annotation, biological process: protein O-linked glycosylation. Gene Ontology annotation, cellular component: Golgi membrane. NCBI's taxonomy places the organism in Eukaryota, Metazoa, Arthropoda, Insecta, Hymenoptera, Vespidae.